CAUUCAGUAAAAUCACGGAAGGUCUUUCAUCUCAGCGUCACUUUUGCUAUCCUUUAAUAUCCAAAAGACGAUCGUCUGUGGGAUCUUGCUGAGUACGUACCCGCCGCUCCCAGGAGAGUGGCCGCUCUCAGCGCCUCAUUGUUUCUGGAGCGCUUUGGGGUGCCCUUGGUGGCACGCAGAGAGGAGAACGAGAAUGACAUCAUUACCUAAGCGAUGUUUACAGAUCAUUUGACGGCAGGCAACGCAAAACAGCGGCAAUCCGCCAGUAAUUUUGUGCAGCAAAUAGCAAAAUAUCUCAACCUUCAGUCCAACAGAAGGCUAACGUUUAAUGAACAGCACGGAGAAAUGUGUGAGAUAUAUUUCUUUUUCCUUUACAUCCAUCUGCUGUUUGGAUGCACUUGUGUUUUGAAUGCAUGUUGCCCCGGUUAUCCCAGGGAGAAGGGUCGGCACACACACAAAAAAACCCCUGACAUCAGUGAGAAGAGAAACAACGCAAGGGGAGAGCCUGUGAUUGGUUGGAGAUGACAUAUUUGCCGUACCUGGGCUAUUUUUAACAGCAUUACCUCAUUGGAUUGAUGGGAGGAGAGGCAGGCUGUUUUAUACCAGUGUCAGUUACAGAGAGAGAGGGGGAGAGAGAGAGAGAGAGAGAGAGAGAGCAUCCUUCAUACACAGAACAACACUCACUUCAACAGCACCAACACCGCUCAUCAAAGCAACUGCUGCCGCCAAGAUAUUUAUCUGACCAGCAAUUCGAACGCAACGCAAAAGGAUCCGAUGGCGGGAGACAAGCAGCCGGUGAAGGCCAUCAAGGCUGAUGAGCUGGCGGCCAUGCUGGAGGGCAAGACGGAGAAGGUGCUGGUCAUCGACUGUCGUCCUGUAGCCGACUACAGCAUCCUACAUGUGCUCAAUGCCAUCAAUAUCUGCAUGUCGAUGAUGGCAGAAGGCAGAGAGUGGCUCAUCGACCUCCUGCAGCCUCACUCACUGACGGAGGGACAGGAACUGGUGCUGUACGACCAAGAAGCAGAAGGUGCCCAGACUCCAGUGUCCAUUGGCAACCUCACCACCCUUCUCAGAGAAGUGGAGGACCAUUUCAGCAACGUGUAUUUCCUAAAAGGAGGCUUUGUGGAAUUUUCCUCAUGCUUCCCAAGCUUAUGUGAAGGGAGGUGUCCUGGUUUCCUCAGUUCAAGCCUCUCGCAGCCUUGCCUGUCCACGUGCGAUGUGGGACCCACACAGAUCCUCCCGUGUUUCUACCUGGGCUCACAGAGUGACGUCCUUAACAAGGAUUUAAUGGUUCAGAACAGGAUUACUCACAUCCUGAACGUGAGCAGCAAUUGCCCGAAGCCGGCCUUUAUCCCUGACAGUCACUUCCUGAGGAUCCCUGUCAAUGACAGCUACUGUGACAGCCUCCUCCCCUGGCUCAACAAGUCCGUGGAAUUCAUAGACACAGUGCGCUCCAUGCAAUGCCGGGUCUUGGUUCACUGCCUGGCUGGGAUCUCAAGAUCUGCGGCAAUCGCAAUCGCUUAUGUCAUGAGGACAAUGGAUCUCUCCCUGGAUGAUGCCUACAGGUAUGUGAAGGACCGAAGGCCCACCAUCUCUCCAAAUUUCAACUUCUUGGGGCAGCUGGUGGAGUAUGAGAAAGCCAUCCAAAUUCAAGGUUCUGCCUACGUGGAUAACGGAGUCCUCCUUCCUGGCGAUGCCUCGCGAGACAUUGGAACCCCCAAGCCUGACACCAGCGAGGAGCCAACUGAUGAAAGUCCAAUGGUUGCCUCUCAGCUUUCCACCCAAAACGUUCCAGACCAAUGCACAGCUCACCCAGACAAUGACACAAGCAACCGUUCCGAGAAAUCUGGGGAGGGCACCCCCGAGAUGGCAGCUUUGCACCUAGGGCUUACCAACCUCCGACUCUCGCCAGAGCGCGCUGCGCAAGCGACCUGCAUGAAGCGGUCCUUCUCGUUGGAUGUGAAGUCUGCCUACCCUCCGAGCCCACCUGUCAGCUGCUUCCAGACCCCAGAGAGAAGUACUGUCCCGAAACUGCUCGGCCUAGGGAGCAAGCUGGCAGCCGGCGCCUUCAACCCCUUCACCCUGUUGUUCGGGAACGUCAGGAAAGCCCGCGGAAAAGAAGUCACCGCACCCAAAGGAGCCAUGCGGACGCUCAAGCCUCAGCAGAAAUGUGGCGGCCUCCAAGUGCCUCCUCUUCCCACCAGCCUUGACCAAGGACUGACUCAGCCAUCUUGCCUGGUUCACAUGAAAGAUGGUGGUUCAGAUACUUCCAGAAGGCGACUGCCUCUGACCUUGCCCAUUCCCAAGCAGGCAAGCUCACCCCUUCUCAAUUGCAGCUCGUGCCUAAUUACUGUGCACACAAAGAGGACAGAGCUAUCGUUGUUCGAUCACCCAUACAGCGAUCCCAUUAAAUCUGGCCACGUCACGGGGAAUGCAGCUCUCUACACUGAAAACAUGGUGAAAUCAUAAUGCCACCUAACAAAAUGGACAAAUUCAACUCAUACUGAAAUCUAUCCAAGCUGGGUGAGCUCCUCUUAAGAGGAAGAUCGAAGAGGUCAAAGAGCUGCCGUCUGACCUUUCACCUGCCUCACUUUGUUGACUUUGCCGUUGGUUGUGGACUCCCCAGACCAUAUUGGGUUGGCUCUCAGUCAAAUCUCACUGGAAGCAUCAUUAUGCUGGAGCACAGUUUCACGCAGAAGCUGGUGUGCACCUCCAUAAUAAACGGUCCGUGCAGGAACUUGGUGAACAUGCCUGAAGGCUGGAGAUCCUCAUUUCUUUUGUUAGUCAAAUUUAAAACUUGAAAUUUGAGAAUUUUUGGAAUUAGGACCAAAAAUUCUUGGGGAAAAAAUGGGCUCAAAGCUCUUUUGAAGAAGAGCUUAAGGCUAAAACUAUUUCCGGGGGUAUGCUGAUACUGGAUCACAGCAAUCCAAUUCUACUCAGACCUCCAGUGUUGGUGGCUGUUAAUAGUGAAGGUUUCUGGACUUUAGUUAUACUGCAUGAAAGGCAGCAAAGCCCACACUGCUGAGAUGAUGGGCAUGUUAUUUUUGGAACUGAAAUGGACAGCAGUGAAUCACUGAAAUGGAUAGAAACUUUGAGUUUUAGACAAUACUCUGUGUGUGUAUUGAGUGGAAUUAUGUAUUGCACAGUGAAGCACGAUUUGCACUGCACUCUCUCCGGAAGCUAAGCGAAGAGACUGAAAUGCUACUUUGUACAUGAUUUUUGAAGGGGUGAAUGGCCUCUGUAGGAUUCUUUUGUCUUUAUACAGGGGAAGUGGGUGGGUGGAGGGCGAUGUAUCGAGAGGAAGCCAUGAACAGUAUGUGUUAGUUCAGAGUGGUUGUGUUAUUUGAUUGGGUGUUAGGUUAGGUUUCUUACUCCAUGUUCUCAAAGGGUUAAAUGGAUCUCUGCCUGAAGAGAGUUCAUCAUUUUCUUACUGACUCCCAAAUGAAAGUCGAUGGGUGAGGUUUAAGCAGCCAAAUUCUUCUGGUGGUAGGGCAAGGUCCAAGUCUGAAAUAUUUAUUGUGAGGUCUGUUGAUUUAUUUGCAUUGGUUCAUGGGAUGUGGAAGUGACUGUCAAAGCCAACAUUUGUUAUGCAUCCCUGUGGCUUGCUGGGCUAUUUCACAGGUUCAGUUAAGAUCCAAUUCUGUUGGCAGGUCUGGAGUCACACACAGGCCAGAGCACAGAAGGACAGCAGAAUAACUCCUCUGAGAUUUACCCUGUGAACAAAGUUCUCCCCACGUCUGUGCCAGUAACUUUCCCAUUUGUCUGUAACUUGAGUGAAUGGUGAAUUGUGGCUCAUAGGAUCAACACGUGUAGUAGAACGCACCACUUACCAAAAAGCCCAAUGUGUCAACAUUGGGCUGGAUUUUUAUGACAAAGGUUUUCAUGUGGUGUCCAACGAUAACAAGAAGGUAUACACUUAUUUCAACGUCUUGGUACCUUAAGUAGCCAAUCUCAAGAUCAGGUGGUUCUAACAGUGAGAUAUUGGCCUCGUGUUUAUAGGGCCCAGUGGUUUUACUGACCAAGAGCAAUGAUUUUUUAUUCAGAAACUCUGAUCUGAAUUACAUGGUCUAUCUGUAGCUGGGAGUACAGAAGAAUGUUGGCCAAGUGCUGGAAAACAGGAUAAGCAUAGAGAGGUAUCAAUGACCAGCGUGGGUAUGGUGCCUCUCACUCAAAGGUAGGGUUCAAAUAAAACAGUUCAGGGGCAGGCAGAUAUCCUGGCAGCCCACAACAGUCUGUCAUUGAAACUUAGGAUGAGAAGGAAACAGACAGUUAAAAAUAGUAAAUUUUAUUUUAAUUUAGAGAUACAGCAUGGUAACAGGCUCUUCUGGCCCAAUGUGCCCACGCCAUUCAAUUACACCCCUGCGACUAAUUAACGUACUAAGUUGUACAUUUUUGGACUGUGGGAGGAAACCAGAGCAGCUGGAGGAAAGGCAUGCACUCACAGGGCGGUGGCAGGAAUUGAACCCAGGUAUAAUGGUAUUACACUACGGUGCCACCCCUAAAAGUCGGGACCCCAGCGUUAUAAAUCCUCUUCAUCAUGAGAAAUAUCUUUCAUUUACAAUAUCCAUUUCUGGGCAAGUCUUUUAAACCAUCCCCAUUAAACAGUCCGAGCAUUUAAUUUUAAGACACUUGUUUUAGUCUCGAAGUAUAUCUGGAAUUUUAAUGUUAUGAUCAUUAUUCUCUACUUUCCUUCAGCCUGGAAUGUUGACUGUUUAUUCCCCUCCAUAGAUGCCGCCUGACUUGCUGAGUUCCGCCAGCAUUUUGUGGGCAGUGGUCAAGUAUUCUAGCAUCUGAGCCUAACUUUUAGCAUUUUCGCUUGGUGUGAACUGAAGACCAGGAUGGCUGGAAUCUUGUGUAACUAAAAUUAAGCUCAGCAGAGACAAAAGGCCAAAACUAUCUUCAGUGAGGUGAAAAGGAAGUAAGAUGCAGAUUAUUAGGGUGACAUCAAAGAACUAAGCGCCAGCAACCCAGGUCCAAUUUCUGCCGCUGCUUGAAAGGAGUUUCUAUGCGCUCCCCCAUAACCAUAUGGGUGUCCUCUGAGAGCUCUGGUUUCCUCCCACAUUCCAAAGAUGUACAGGUUAGGAGAUUAAUUGGUCUCAUGAGUGUAAUUGGGCAGCACAGACUCAUUGGGCUGGAAGGACCCGUUACCAGCUGUACCUCUAAAUAAAAUGAUUCCCCUUGCUCCUGGAGCUGUCUGACAUUGGAAUUGGAAAGAAUAUACUAUCAAUCUUACAGAGGAGACAGCACAUUCUCAAAGUAAGUGCUGAGGGAGGUUUGCUUUGCAUCCGUCUUGUUGUCUUCACCCUGAGGUUUACCCUGCGUUUAAAUGACCUACAAUGCAUUGGAGCAGCAUGUGUGGGAUUUUGUGCAUGAUGAUUGUUGUCAUCGUUUUGUACUUAAAUGUUGAUUAAAGAUGUUCUUAUUUUGUAUUGGUCAGUUUAUUUUUCUGUUUUUGAUUUCAUUCUGGGGAUGAAGAACAGGACCUGAACAUACACUCAGUGGCCAUUUUAUUAGGUACACCUGUACACCCACUCAUUAAUACAAAUAUCUAAUCAGCCAGUCAUGUGGCAGCAGCUCAAUGCAUAAAAGCAUGCAGACAUGGUCAAGAGGUUCAGUUACUGUUCAGAACAAACAUCAGAAUGGACAAGAAAUAUGAACUGAAUGAUUUUGAUUGUUGCUGCCCGACAGGGUUGUUUGAGUAUCUCAGAAACUGCAAAUCUCCUGGGAUUUUCAUACACAACAGUCUCUAGAGUUUACAGAGAAUGGUGCAAAAAUCAAAAAAAAGAUCAUCCAGUGAGCAGCAGUUCUGUGAGUGAAAAUGCCUGGUUAUUGAGAAAGAUCGGAGGAGAAUGGCCAGACUGGUUUAAGCUGACAGGAAGGCAACAUGAACUCAAAUAACCACACAUCACAACAGUGGUGUGUAGGAGAGCAUUCCUAAAUGCACAACACAUCGACUCUUGAAGUGGAUGGGCUACAGCAGCAGAAAGCCACACCCGGUUCCACUCCUGUACCUAAUAAAGUGGCCACUGAGUGUAUUUCCUCAAUGUAAUUUCUUGGAAUUAAUUCUUCAAUGUUUUCCCUCUGCAAAGAAGGUGUUUUUUAUGACCUGUGGGGAUUUUUUGGCCAACUUUGUAUAUCUAGUUGUCUAGUCCCUGAAUCCAACCUGCUCUCCCUAUCUUCAUCGAGAUGCAGCACAGAGCGUCAUAGGAAGUCAGUCCAGUCUGUGGCCAUCAAACUUUACAACUCCUCCCUUGGAGGGUCAGACACCCUGAGCCAAUAGGCUGGUCCCGGACUUAUUUCCUGGCAUAAUUUACAUAUUACUAUUUAACUAUUUAUGGUUUUAUUACUAUUUAAUUAUUUAUGGUGCAACUGUAACGAAAACCAAUUUCACCCGGGAUCAAUAAAGUAUGACUAUGACUAUGACUAUGACAUUAGGUCAAUACCAGGAGCUGUCUGAGGAGCCUCUCUCCAAAACUUUAAUUCAGAAUUAGAAUCAGAUUAAACAUCACUCACUUAUUUCAUAAUAUUUGCUGUUUUGC
Mobula hypostoma (lesser devil ray) is the source of this 6539-nucleotide messenger RNA. Its product is annotated as dual specificity protein phosphatase 8-like. The coding region runs from base 775 to 2469 and encodes 564 amino acids. Gene Ontology annotation, cellular component: cytoplasm. Gene Ontology annotation, molecular function: MAP kinase tyrosine phosphatase activity; MAP kinase tyrosine/serine/threonine phosphatase activity; protein tyrosine/threonine phosphatase activity. Gene Ontology annotation, biological process: protein dephosphorylation; negative regulation of MAPK cascade. The transcript is spliced from 7 exons. NCBI's taxonomy places the organism in Eukaryota, Metazoa, Chordata, Chondrichthyes, Myliobatiformes, Myliobatidae. The record is from RefSeq and is a predicted model, not a curated record.